AUGGGAAACGAAGCUAUCAAGUGCAAGCAUUGUGUGACCAAAGAUACAUGGGCGCGUGUGGACAUUUUAAGUGAUGCAGCUAAAUAUCUGUCAAUGUCGAAGCAUCAGAAAACAAACACUACAUGCUGUGCAUGUACAUGGAGUCUUUCGUAUGCUCACUUUAGCAAGGGCCAGAGAAAUAAGAAGGGCUCGGGGGAAGGCGUCCGAUGUAAAGCAUGUGUGGCGAAGGGUGUAUGGGCCCAAGAAGAUAUAAAAAAUUCGGAUGAUAUGACUACCACGUGUUUUGUAUGCAAUCGAGAUCUGCGCGAGUUUAAAUUCGGCGAUGUAGAGCUCGAGUUCGCAAAAAGGCGUGCGCGGUGCAAGACCUGUGUUGAUGAACGUAACCAACCCGACGAGUACUGGACAUCCACCCGAGGCAGGCGCAAAUCGCGGGAGAAGCCGAGGACACGCAUACCAGUGUUAGUGGACAUGAUGUGUUGUAAAUUAUGUUCUGCGAAGAAAGACGCAGACGCCUUCAGCCACUACGAAUGA
Sphaeroforma arctica JP610 is the source of this 531-nucleotide messenger RNA. RefSeq lists its product as hypothetical. Lineage: Eukaryota; Ichthyosporea; Ichthyophonida. The record is from RefSeq and is a predicted model, not a curated record. The transcript has a single exon. The coding region runs from base 1 to 531 and encodes 176 amino acids.